Molecule: messenger RNA, 2626 nt
Organism: Prunus avium (sweet cherry)
Lineage: Eukaryota; Viridiplantae; Streptophyta; Magnoliopsida; Rosales; Rosaceae
Molecular function (GO): protein binding
Source: RefSeq, a predicted model, not a curated record
GGAAGCAAUUCUCUUCUCAUUGAAUCAAAUAUUCAAAGGGGUGAAAAUAAAAUAGAUAGAGAAGCAGUCAUAGGCAUAGAAUAGAAGCACAAACUUUCUCUGCCUAUUCAAUCUCAAGUCAAAAUACUUUCAAAGCAGAACAAAACCCCCCAGAACUUCCAUUUGCAUAUUUAACCCAAAAUAUCUCUCUCUCUCUCCCCAAAAAACUUCCAUUUAGCUUUGCCAUAGAAGACCACAGGCAGCAAGCAGCAAUGGAUCCACCACCUCUCCCACCUCUUCCCACCACAAUCACCACCACAGCCAUGGCAGCCACCAGCAUGCAACUCAACUACCCUGACUCAGUUGACUCGUCCCCAAGGUCUCGAAAUGUCGACGCAUGGGAUGAGCCUCUCCCCCAAAUCCCAGGCGCCAAGCUUCGCCUCAUGUGCAGCUAUGGCGGCCACAUCAUCCCCCGCCCGCACGACAAGUCGCUCUGCUACGUCGGCGGCGAAACCCGCAUUGUCGUAGCCGAACGCAGCUCCUCACUCUCCGACCUCUGCUCCCGCCUCUCCAGGACCCUCCUCCAUGGCCGGCCCUUCUCUCUCAAGUACCAGCUACCAAGCGAAGACCUUGACUCUCUCAUCUCAGUCACCACCGACGAAGAUCUCGACAACAUGAUCGAAGAAUACGACCGCACGGCUUCCACCUCUCCUUUGAAGCCUUCGCGGCUCCGAUUGUUUCUCUUCUUUGCCAAGCCUGAAACUGCUGCGUCCAUGGGGGCUUUGCUUGAUGAUGCAAAGUCCGAGUCUUGGUUCGUCGAUGCGCUUAAUGGGUCGGGUCUUCUUCCCAGAAAUCUCUCGGACUCGGCCACCAUGGAUUGCUUGUUGACUGGGAGUGAGAAUUCUUGUAACGAUUUGGAGGCUCAAGGUGACUUCUUUGGUGACAACAACAACAACAAACAGGGUAUUAAUGGUGUGAUGAAGAAUGUUAAUAAUGUAGUACAUGAUGUGCAUUCGAUCAAUCAAGAGUCUCCCUUUGUGGAGAAUAGUAGUUCGUCUUUUGGGUCGUCUACUUCAUCGCCUUGCUUGUCCAAUUUGCCUCCGAUUCGGGUUCGUAUGGAUGACAAUGGGGCUAGAUUGAUGCAGAAUGGUCACAAGGCUAUUGGGAUAGAGGAACAGUUUGCUCAAAUGAGUACUGGUUUUGCUGCUGCUGCACCAUCAUUGGCUGCUAAUUCUGGGGCUUUGCCGCCAUCUGGUGCUCAGAUGAUGAAUGCUGUGCCUGUUUCUGGAGAAAAUGUGAACAGGGUCAUCUCAUCAGAUGAUGAGAGAUCAUCGGAUCAGAGUGUGCCGGUUGGGUUUCGUAAGCCUCCUCUGCCAUUACCUUUGCAGCCUUUGCAAGUUAAUAAGGCUGGUGGUGGUGGUGGAGGAGGUUAUAGUUUGCCUUCACCCGAUUCAGUUGCAAGUGAUAGUAGUAUUGCAUCUGCAAACUCGCUCUCCAAACCAAUAUACUACCAAGAGCAGAUCCAAGUUGCAUCUAAAGAAAAUACCAGAGGUCCUGUUAGUCCAAAUACAAACAGCGAUGCUUCCGAUCUGGGUUCCCGAAGCCAAGUUCAACAAGUUCAGGAUUCAGGGUACACUAUGCCUCCACAAUCUGAUCAACAACAGCAGCAGCAGCAGCAACAACAACAACAACAGCAACAGCAACAGCAGCAGCAGCAACAACAACAAUUUGUCCAUGCCAGCACUCAUUAUAUGCACCACCCUGCCACAGGUCAAGUGCCAAUGCAAUCUUACUACACGAUGUAUGCUCCAUCACCACAGCAACAGCUUCAUCACCAGAUUGAUCAUCAGCAGUAUCCAGUCUAUUUGAUGCCUGUUGCCCAGUCACAACCAUACAACAUGCCUUUGCAACCUAACAUGACUGAUACGACUGCUGUGGCCUCAAGCCGCUUAACAUCCCAAAAUCCUGCCUCUGCUGUUUACAAGGAUAGUAUUCCACCCAUUUAUCCCACAAAGACAACUUCACCUACUAUGCCUGAAAUGUCUGCAAGUGUUUAUAAAACGGCUGUUCCACAAACUCCGUCAUUAGUCCAAGUUCCUUCUAACCAAUAUCAGCAGCAGUAUGUGGGUUUCUCCCAAAUGCAUCAUCAUCCUUCUCAGUCCAUUGCUGUACCAUCCUCUGCAACUGCUAGUUAUGCUUAUGAAUUUGCAAAUCCUUCACAUGAACAAGUGUUCUACACCCAGCAUCCACCUGCCCCAUUGCCUCCUCAAUAUCAAAGUAUGACUCCAGCAGCAGCAGCAGCAGCUGUAGCAUUAUCAGAUGAUUCGAAACAGCAGCUACCGACAUAAUCAGCAGCAGAUCAAAACCACACAACAAUAACUCACUAGGCAAGACAAAAAACAUUUUGGUGGUAUAAAGUUGGAAGUUUUUAAUUUCAUAUUAGUUUUCUCUUCUUUAAUUGAUGGUUAUAUUAUAGACAUUGCUUCGAUGCAUAGGAUUUUAUAAUAAGGGAAUAUAUUUUCUUUUUCUGUCUUCUUUAUGGUUCAUAGAUUAGAAGUUCUGCCUUAGUUUGUAUGAAUCUGUGUCAGUCAUAUUGAAUAAAGAUAUAUAUAUAGCUGUGGGAAAAUGAGAUCCAUGUUAGUGACUA